This is a messenger RNA of Exophiala viscosa, 2229 nucleotides long. RefSeq names its product NADH-ubiquinone oxidoreductase 78 kDa subunit, mitochondrial, variant. Gene Ontology annotation, molecular function: NADH dehydrogenase (ubiquinone) activity; iron-sulfur cluster binding. The coding region runs from base 1 to 2229 and encodes 742 amino acids. Lineage: Eukaryota; Fungi; Ascomycota; Eurotiomycetes; Chaetothyriales; Herpotrichiellaceae. The record is from RefSeq and is a predicted model, not a curated record. Gene Ontology annotation, cellular component: membrane. The transcript has 3 exons. Gene Ontology annotation, biological process: ATP synthesis coupled electron transport; cellular respiration.
AUGCGGUCUCAGCUCCUUCGCGCCGCCGGGCGCUCCAGAAGGCCGCUGACCUCGACGGCAACUCGAUCCUUCACCUCCUCAGCCAGACGACCCGCCGAAGUCGAACUCACAAUCGAUGGCAAAAAGAUCUCGAUAGAGGCUGGUUCAGCUUUGAUCCAGGCUUGUGAAAAGGCUGGCGUCACGAUCCCUAGAUUUUGUUACCAUGAAAAACUCCUCAUCGCGGGUAACUGUCGUAUGUGCCUUGUCGAAGUCGAACGAGUACCAAAACCCGUCGCAUCAUGCGCAUGGCCCGUCCAACCAGGCAUGGUCGUCAAGACCGAUUCACCCAUGACACAUAAAGCAAGAGAAGGUAUAAUGGAAUUCCUACUCGCCAACCAUCCCCUAGAUUGUCCCAUUUGCGACCAAGGUGGCCAGUGCGAUCUACAGGAUCAAUCAAUGAGAUACGGAGCAGACAGAGGACGGUUUCAUGAAGUAACAGGAAAGCGCGCUGUCGAGGACAAGAACAUUGGACCUCUGGUCAAAACCUCCAUGAACAGAUGUAUUCACUGCACGAGAUGUAUUCGAUUUGCCAACGAAAUUGCCGGAGCGCCAGAACUAGGGUCUACAGGACGAGGGAAUGGAAUGGAGAUUGGCACAUACCUUGAAAAGAACCUUGAUACCGAGUUGUCUGGAAAUGUGGUGGACCUGUGCCCUGUGGGUGCGCUUCUCACCAAGCCAGGCGCGUUCAGCUACCGACCUUGGGAGCUCACCAAAUUUGAAUCCAUCGACGUUUCCAAUGCUAUGGGAGCAAACAUCAGAGUGGACGCAAGAGGAGUGGAAGUCAAGAGAAUCCUGCCUAGAUUGAACGACGAUAUCAACGAAGAGUGGAUCGAUGACAAGCAACGUUUCUCCCUCGAUGGAUUGAAGACGCAGAGAUUGACCACACCUCUUGUCCGGAAAGAUGACAAGUUCUUGCCUGCUACGUGGGAACAGGUUCUGACCGAGAUUGGAUAUGCCUGGCGAACACUGAAGCCGGCCGAGAACGAGUUCAAGGCCAUUGCCGGUCAUCUCACCGAAGUCGAAUCACUGGUCGCAAUGAAGGACCUUGCCAACAGACUCAACUCCGAAAACCUCGCCCUCGACCAGCCCGGUGGCAGCUCUCCCAUCGCUCACGGCAUCGAUGUCCGCCCCAACUAUCUCUUCAAUUCCAAGAUCUUCGGUGUUGAAGACGCAGAUACUAUGCUCAUUAUCGGCAGCAACCCAAGAUGGGAAGCGGCAGUAUUGAACGCCAGGAUCAGAAAGCAAUGGAUGCGAGCACCUCUCGAGAUCGGCUACAUUGGCGAAGACUUCAAGAGCACCUUCAAGUACGACAACCUCGGCAAAGACGCUGCCGCCGUGAAGAAGGCCCUGUCCGGCGACUUCGGCAAGAAAUUGUCCAGCGCGAAGAGGCCCAUGAUCAUCCUCGGCAGUGUUGUUGCGGAGCACCCCGAUGCGGCGGCCAUCUACGAAGCUGUCGGAUCCUUCGUGGACAAAAACCAAGCAAACUUCAACACAGCAGAGUGGCAAGGUUACAACGUGCUACAACGCGCAGCCUCAAGAGCAGGCGCAUACGAAGUCGGUUUCACAACACCUUCCAAAAAGGUCGCAGAAACGAAACCCAAGAUCGUCUGGCUCCUUGGCGCCGAUGAGAUCACCGAGGCAGACAUUCCCAAGGACGCCUUCGUCAUCUACCAAGGCCAUCACGGUGACGCUGGUGCUCAACUAGCAGACGUCGUCCUCCCUGCCGCCGCCUACACUGAGAAAUCAGGCACGUACGUCAACACCGAGGGUCGCGUGCAAAUGACCCGCUCAGCAGUCGCCUUGCCCGGCGCCGCCAGGACGGACUGGAAGAUCAUCCGCGCCGCAUCCGAGUUUCUAGGUGUUGCCCUGCCGUACGACGACCUCGAGGUCCUGAGGGACCGCAUGGAAGAGAUCAGCCCUGCACUUCGACGAUAUGAUGUCCUCGAGCAGAGUGCCCUGUCCAGCCUGAGCAAGGUCCAGCUCGUCGACCACAACAAGGGCGCCAAGCCGACUGGCGAGCCGCUCAAGAAUCCUAUCAAGGACUUUUACCAGACCGAUGUCAUUGCAAGAAGUUCACCGACCAUGGCUCGCUGCUCUGCUGUGCAGGAAACAGGUAACCCUAAGACGAAUUACAUGGCUCCGGGCGGAGGGGAGCCAGGCGGACCCGACCCACAGGUUGCCUAUGGUUAA